Messenger RNA from Anopheles gambiae (African malaria mosquito), 2244 nucleotides. RefSeq lists its product as uncharacterized. Gene Ontology annotation, molecular function: transmembrane transporter activity. The transcript has 6 exons. Lineage: Eukaryota; Metazoa; Arthropoda; Insecta; Diptera; Culicidae. The record is from RefSeq and is a predicted model, not a curated record. Gene Ontology annotation, cellular component: membrane. Gene Ontology annotation, biological process: transmembrane transport. The coding region runs from base 381 to 2105 and encodes 574 amino acids.
GGGGGAAAUUCUUCCUUCGAUUGCAAUAUCUAAGUCCAAUCUCAACCUUUGAGAUAGGAUUAAUUCAUUUCCUUUGCGUUACAAUGUAUGGGUGGAAAUGCCCUGCAUCGGAAACGAACCACGUCUGACCUUUACAGACUAGGUCACUUUGCCAGUCCCAUGACCCAUUAUAUCAUAACCCAAAUAAGACGGAGGGAGAAAUAACCGGACCAUGUUUCGUCUCUUUGUUUUAUACUUUAAGUGCGAUGAUGUUCUAAACGAAUGAAACUUCUCACGCUUCUCUACCAUACACUAUCAAACACAAUAUUAUUACUAUUUUCAUUUCUAUUUACCCAAGGAAUCCUUUUCCUCUAGCCGCUGACACGUGCCAGUGUUUAACAAUGCGGAUUGCACUAGAUAACCACAGAACCUUGACUCGUUUCGCACUGAAAUGCACUGCUGUACGGGAUGCGGUUGUUUGUUUUCCCAACAAAUCUUCAAAGUCAUUGCUAGUUUACGGCAGUUUGGUCCGGCGAGGCGUCAAGCGUCAUCUCAGUAGGCGUUGCAUGGAAAUCAUCCGCAUAGUCUACUGUGAUCUGCGUCGUUGCGAAAGUUGUUGUGCAAACCAGUGGUGUCCCAGAAUGCAGCCUCCACUUUCGUUGCUAUCAGUGGUGAAUCAGAUUUUUGGAACGCUCAUCGUUAAUCUCAUCGCCCUUGCCCAUGGCAUCACGCUGGGAUGGGUAUCGCCAUCGCUGGAGUAUUUGCGUUCGAACGAAACACAUCUCGUCGGAGGCCCAAUGACAGUGGAAGAAACUUCCUGGUUGGGCGCUUCCCUCUGCAUCGGUGGCAUGAUCGGGGUGACACUUUACGGAUAUCUCGCCGAUCUGAUAGGCAAACGACGAGCCAUGCAAAUCAUCGCGAUUCCUCACGUGGCAUUCUGGCUGUGUGUCAUCUUCGGAAACAGUGUCCUACAGCUCUGCAUUGGACGAGUGUUGGCUGGCAUUGCCGGUGGCGGCAUUCUGCGUAUCGUACCUCUCUUUGUGGCUGACAUUGCCGAUGCACGCAUACGGGGCAUGCUCGGUUCGCUGCUGCCCGUGUGCCUUAAUCUCGGCACCGUGCUAGCAUUCAUCCUUGGUAGCUUUGUGUCGUUUAGAACGCUUCCUCUGAUCGUGCUCGUGCUACCAGCACUCUUCACCCUCGCCAUCGCCUUUCUACCAGAAACACCACCCUGCUUAUUGCGUGCAUAUCGAAGUGAAAAGGCCGAACAGUCGCUCAUGUUUUACCGGGGCGUUCGAGGACAUUUUGCAAAGUCGGAAUGUUUCCGGCACGAGUUCCAGCAGCUGAAGGAUGGGAUCGAGCUCGAAACGACGGCUUCGGACGCUGCUCUGUCGUGGAAAGAUUUCACCACGAAACCAGCCCGCCAGGGUUUACUGAUGGGGAUGUUUCUAAUGCUGCUCAAUCAGUCCAGUGGCUCGAUGGCUCUCAUCACCUACGCCAGCAGUAUCUUCGAGCUGUCUAAUCCACCGUCGGCCACCACUGUCGGUGUCCUUCCCGCAUCCAUUUCCUCGAUCGUGCUGGCCACGAUACAACUCCUCGGAACUAUCAUCUCACUGGCGCUGGUCGAUCGAGUUGGACGCAAGCUUCUGUUGAUCGUGUCCUGUCUUGGUAUGACCAUCGGAUACCUCACCCUAGCCGGCUAUGUGCACUUCCUACUCCCAACCGGCUCCUCCCCGUCAGACAACGCAGUUUUUGACGCGGUUCCCAGCAUUACCAGCCGAUUGUUGCCCAUCUGUAGCCUUUCGUUCAGUAUCCUGCUAGCUUCAAUCGGACUGCUGACCGUCCCGUUCAUCGUCAUGGCCGAGGUUUUGCCGUCGAAGAUAAGAAAUAUUGGCAGCACAAUCUGCACGACGAUCGUUGCUUUGUCCGCGUUCGCGGUGCUGAAGGUAUUUCCUGUCCUACUCGAUACGAUUGGACUGGCGGGUACGAUGGCAGGUGUUGCGGUGGUGUGUUUAGUCGGUGCAACGGUGGUCAUACUGUUUCUACCCGAAACGCACGGCAAGUCACUGGUGCCGAUAGCCGCAGAAGUGGAGCAAAACUCGGAAAGAAAUAGAACGGAGGGAGUCUAAACGCACAGCGCGAGGCACUCCAUUAUUUUGAAUACUGUUUGUACUUUUGGCACAUAUCCAAAUGAAACCGUAGGCACACAAACGAUAACACUAAACUUAACCGAAACCGAAAGUACAAAUAAUAACAAACAAGUUUGAA